GGGCAGGGGCGAAGAUCUCAUCCUUCGGCCCCGCCCCGCCACAUUGCCAUCCCUACUCAGAACUAGAAGGAGCGCGAUUAGGUAAGGAGCGCCAGUUAAGCCAAAUUUUGAAACCCCAAAAUUCCCCAAAAUCAUUAAAACAAAUCCAGAACAUCUAAUUCUCUCUCUUUCUCAAUCUCAACACACACUCUCUCUCUCUCUGAAAUUUCGAAUUUCAUUUUUUCUUUGGCUCUCUACUCUGAGACUCGGACUCAGACUCAGACUCUUUCUUUGAGUUCCAUGGCUUCUACUUCAUCGGGACGACCCGACCGCACAAAGGCAUUUAACCCGACCCGUAUGGUUCGAGUCGUAGCGAAGAUCCGAGGCUUCGCGGACUCCGAGUCAUCAACGGCGCUGUGGAUCUCCGUGAACAAACCAAACGGAGAGAUCUCAGAUAGCGUUACAAUUUCAUUCGGAGACUCCGGAAGUCGUAAAGAGUCCUGUGAAGUCAAUUACUGUUAUGAGCAAAACGAAGGCAAUGAUUUGAUAUUCUCAAGGGAGGUAAAGCCCUUGAUUUUUGGGGUUUUUGAAGGAUGUAACUCCACUGUUAUUGCAUGUGGAGCAAGAGGGAGCGGAAAGACUUUUGUAAUUCAGGGCUCUGAUGAGAAACCAGGUUUGGCUACACUAGCCAUAGCUGAAAUUCUUUCUAUGGCUGAGCAAAAUGGGAAUAUGGUUGCUAUAUCUUUCUACGAGGUUAAUCAGGAGCAUGUGUAUGAUCUUUUGGAUCCAAAACAGCCAACAGUUUCUAUAUUGGAAGAUAAAGGCAAAAUUCAACAUAAAGGACUUUCUCAGGUUCCCGUGAAAUCUGUUACAGAAUUUCACAAACUACUUGCCAGCAUGUGUGGUUCGCGUAAAUCAAUUGAAAAAAUAGCAAGUGAACUUCCUUGCAGGAGCCAUAGGGGUUUAAUAAUACAUCUUGUGUCUCCCAGUAAAAAUGAUGACAUUUGUCUUGUCGGCAAGAUGAAUUUCGUUGACUUGGCAGGGUAUGAGGAUGCCAGAAGAAAGAGUGCUGAUGGCCUUAAUCUUGUUGAAAGUACCAAAAUUAAUCGGUCCAUAUAUGCCAUACAUAAUGUUGUUUAUUCACUGAAUGCCAACGAGAGCCAUGUACCUUACCGGCAAAGCAAGCUUACUCACAUGUUAAAAGAUUCUUUGGGUGGGCUGAACAGAAUUUUAAUGAUCACUUGCUUGAACCCAUCCUUUUGCCAAGAUUCUGUGUACAUGGUAAGUUUAGCAUCUCGGUCUUGUCUAGGUAUCAAUCGGGGUGCAGUGGACUCCACAAAGAAAGCCAAAUGUUCAACAAGACCAAUGGUGCCUUCUUCACAUAAGAAGAAUUUUCUACCUGGAAGUGUUUCCACUACUGUGAAGAAACGUACAGCUUCAAAAGUGCAUCUUUCUGAAAAGAAAGCCAAUUGUUUGGCUUGUGCACUGAAAGAAAGGAAACUAUUUGAUGAAGCAAUUCAUCGGACCACAUCUGAGAAGGCUUUGUUGCAGGCAAGUUCCUUACCUGACAUUGUUUCAACCGUUGAACCUUUGGAGCAGGAAGAGAAUUUUUUUCUGGCUAGUGAGGUUUCUCUUUAUGGUAAGGACCAUCAUGAGCAAGAUGCUUCCUAUGUCAAUGGCCGCACUAAUGCCUUAUCUUUUGCUGAAGGUGAUGGCAUGGAUAAGGAAAACCAACAUUUUUUGGCCAAUGAAGGUGUUUCACCACCAAUAAGUUCAAGACUACGAGAAUUAUCAAACCUCAAACUACCCUGUUCUUCAACUUCAUCAUAUGAUCAAGUGUUUACUGAAAUUGUGGAACCAAAAGCACCAAUAAUGGAACAAAGUAGGACACUUGAUGGAAUGAAGAAUUCCCUUGUUCAAGAAUAUCUUAGGUUUCUAAACACAGCUGACAAGGAAGAUUUGAAAAGAGUAAAGGGAAUAGGAGAGAAGAGAGCUACCUAUAUUGUUGAACUUCGUGAAGAAUCUCCUAAGCCCUUAAAGAGUCUUGAUGAUCUAACAAAGGUUGGACUUUCAGCAAAACAGAUAAAGGGAAUGAUGAAAAAGGAGGCUGCGAAGCUUUUUAAUUAGACUUUAAAUCUGUAGAUUUCCUGUAUUUUGAUUAGGGAAUGAAGGUUUCUGUAUUUUCAUUUUCAAUCUGUAGAUUUCCUGUAUUUUGAUUAGGGGCAAUAUGAAGUUGCCUUCAUUUUUUAACUUGAUCUUUUUAAUGUGAUAUUGGAUUACUUUGGGUUCGAGAUUGGUUCUAUGUAAAUAAAAGAUAAGAAUUUAAAGAGUUUAUUAGUAACUA
Quercus lobata is the source of this 2323-nucleotide messenger RNA. RefSeq names its product ATP binding microtubule motor family protein. The coding region runs from base 280 to 2106 and encodes 608 amino acids. The record is from RefSeq and is a predicted model, not a curated record. The transcript has 15 exons. Gene Ontology annotation, biological process: mitotic spindle organization; spindle elongation; microtubule-based movement. Gene Ontology annotation, molecular function: microtubule binding; ATP binding; microtubule motor activity. NCBI's taxonomy places the organism in Eukaryota, Viridiplantae, Streptophyta, Magnoliopsida, Fagales, Fagaceae. Gene Ontology annotation, cellular component: microtubule associated complex.